Molecule: messenger RNA, 3320 nt
Organism: Triticum dicoccoides
Lineage: Eukaryota; Viridiplantae; Streptophyta; Magnoliopsida; Poales; Poaceae
Product: gamma-glutamylcyclotransferase 2-3-like
Exons: 8
Coding region: 926-1405 (159 amino acids)
Biological process (GO): glutathione catabolic process; fructose 6-phosphate metabolic process; sucrose biosynthetic process
Cellular component (GO): cytosol; cytoplasm
Molecular function (GO): glutathione specific gamma-glutamylcyclotransferase activity; fructose 1,6-bisphosphate 1-phosphatase activity
Source: RefSeq, a predicted model, not a curated record
GACGCAGCCGGCAACCGAAUCGAUCCCAUCUCCGAUCUCCCUGCCGCUGACUCUUCGUAGCCGCCGCCCACGUACGAGUUCGUAUGUUGCCACCGCGGCCGCCGCGUCCCAGGGCAGGGCGGCUAGAAUCCCUAUCGUCGGGAUUGCCCCCGCCGAACUCCGUGCCAUGGCGAGAUCCAGCAGGCCAUGGCGGCGAUCAGCGCCGGGACAGGACAUGGAGCUGCUCGUCAAGGUUGGACGCGCGGUUGCUGCUGGAGCGGCUGCGGAACAAGAGGCUGGUCUUCAUGGGGGACUCGCUGAACCAGAACCAAUGGGAGUCGAUGGUGUGCCUGGUGUCGUCGGUGAUCCCGUCGCGCGACCAAAAGUCUCUGGCCAAGUUCAUGGGGCCCAACGGCUCUCUCAACGUGUUCACGACGGCGGAGUACAAGGCGACGGUGGAGUUCUACUGGGCGCCGUUCCUGGUGAGCUCCAACUUGGACGACCCGCAGGUGCACAGCGUGGCGGACCGUGUUAUCGCCUGGCGGUCCAUCGCCAAGCACGCCCGGCACUGGCACGCCGCCCACUUCCUCGUCUUGAAACCUACGUCUGGUGGCUCAACAACUUUGAGAUGAAAGUGUUGAAGAAUCCUCGGGCGUUGCCGGUCAAGUACAUGCUGGUGGACUGGCCGGUGGCGUACAAGGAGGUGCUCAAGACGUGGGCAAACUGGGUGGACCUCGGCGGAGGAGACGAGAGAAGGCCACGGUCUUCUUCUCCCCCCUUUCCGACCCGAAACCCAUAUCUAUCCAUCCGAGGAGAGAAGACCGCAGGCGGAGGAGAGGAGACGCGGUUGAGGUAAGAGGAGUCAAAUCCCAAACCUGCUCCUCCCCACGCGCCGCCGACCCACCCGCAACAUUCUUUCCGGUGUUCCAGGGGAAACAACAGCAAGAUGGUGGUGCAUGUCUUUGGGUAUGGGUCCCUGAUCUGGAACCUCGGCUUCGAUUUCGACGAGAAGAUCCUGGGAUUCAUCAAGGGCUACAAGCGAACGUUUAAUCUCGGCACCCGGAGUCGUGCGGCGACCUCACCGUCCUCCUCUUCCACAUCGUCCUCGACUGCAAGUUCGUCGCCUCUCUACGAGACCGGCAAAGCCAAGCUCAUCGGCCUCUCAGUUCAGAGCAACGUCCAGGUGGAGGAGCAGAAGAAGCUAGACGUGCUCUCUGAUGAGGUGUUGGUCAAUGCCCUUGUCAGCAGCGGCCGCAUCUGUGUUCUUGUGUCCGAGGAGGACGAGGAGGCUUCAUUCGUGGAUCGAAAGCACCAUGGGAAGCGUUCUUCAGGUGUGCAAAAUUACUUCUGCGGUGAGCCGACAUCUGGUGAACUUGACGAGUACUUCCUGACGGUUGAUGUCCUGGAGAACUAUGGACUUCUGUAGAAGAAAAAAAACUAGAGUAUCUUCGGGCUAUAUCCCUGUUUGAUCUAUAAAUGUUCGGCAAAAUCACUUUGCUUAUCAAAAAGUGUGGACAUUUGCUUAUAAGAUCACAGUUUUAGUACUCUCCUUGAGGCUGAUUUAUUGCUCUUUGCAUUGAAGUUUUCAAAGUAAUGGCAUUUUAUCUCUACAUUGCUAGCAAAGUGAGGUGCCAGAGAUAAAUGAAACUCCAUGCCAGUGGUGCUGCCUUGAUUAUAAUACAUCCAGAAGAAAGACAUAAGCUCCUCUGUUCUAAUAGCACUUUAUUCUUAUGAAAUCUGGUUUUGAGCAUUUUAUUACGGAGGGCAGCAUGGUUUGUUCAAGGAUCAGAUGUUACUCGUGCUUCUGAAUGCCAUGUUUCAGAGCUGAUAGCACACGCUUCAGAAAGACAAUUGUAGAUGAUGCGAAUAACUUAAGUUUUCUUCAAGCAUAAGUACACUGUAUGCACUAUGAAACAGAUUAGGAUAUUAUUACUUACAGAAAAAAGCUGCAUGAAAGCAAUUAUAUGGAGUUUCAAACAGGAAAGAAAUCACAAAAGAUCAGUUUUUCCCUUUCCUUUUUAAGCAGCUUUCGUUUCUUGUACCACAUUGCAAAGUAGGUGAACUCUGACUAUAACCAAAUAGUACUUUGCUGUUUUUGUGUAUUCUUAACUGUACACUUGUCCAUGCAUAUGAAUUUCUUUAAUUUUAAAUACCAAUACUGGUUUUGAAAAGACUGGUUCAUAUAAUAUGCUUAAUUAUGUUGUGGUUUUUCUGUACCAAGGAAUGAUCCUGGUGAGUGGUUAAAAUAUUUGUUGGCACAUGUGGCUGUGUUAGUGAGAGGUCAAUAUGCAGCCUUUUCCACUAAUUAGCUUGAUUUUGAUAAGUUCAGAUUCUGAGAAGGAAAAGAAAGCCUCAGGGGCAGAGUAUUCAGGAGGACACCAAUCCAAACCCAUGUCUGAGGCAGCUUGAAAGAAGGUUUGCUGCAGGGAAGAGAUGGAAAGAGCGAAAUAGAGAUGGCAGGGGCGUGAUCUGUUGUAGGUAUCAAGUGAAGUAAUCCUUCCUUCCCCGCUGUUUGUUUUCGCAAGUCUGUUUUGCACAACUCUGUUUGCAGUGCGUGCAGUAACUUAUCGAUUGCAUUUUGAGGGUUUUAGGUGUCAAAUAUGACCGAACCAUUAAAAUAAAAGUUGUAUAUCUUUUCAAGACCUUUCCAACGAAUGCUUAUUUCCAAUUUUUCUUCAGGUAUUCUAGGAGAUAUGCCUAUAUGAAAUUACUGUUAGUUUUCGUCAGACUGCAGUUUCAGUCAUGACUUCCUAUUUUGCGGGCGGUUUAAAGUAACUUCAAGGCUGAAUCUGUCCAUGGAGCUAUGGAUGUAUUUUCAGUAUUUGGUUUGAGAUUUCCAUGGAUAAUUUAUUCUCAAUUUUUCGCUGAGUAUAGUGAAAGAUACAACCUUCUGAAUGUGAGAUCUUCCUGAAACUAUAUAGUUUCGGUUGUGAGUUUCAAAUUGGUUUACCAUUUUAACGGUACUUAGAGGCCGAAUGUAUUGUCUUGAACGAAACUGUUGCAUAUUGCUUUAGAGGUUUUCUGAUACGGUCACAGCUGCCGCAACUAACGAAUCAUUAACUCCCUCAUCGUGUAACUUCCCUGCUGCAGGUGAUUGGAUCAGCGAACCUUCUCUGUAGUUUAAGAUUUGAUCAGUUGGAGGAACGUGGUAAGUCCCUGGCAAAAUUCUUUCGCCUUGUUAAUUCUGCGUUUUUUAGCAGUGCAGCUGGUCCAUGUUGUACCAUCAGAGUCAUCGAUCUUUGACAGAAUGUAAUGCAUGAGCAGUAUAGUAUUCUCUCAUAUUAUGUGAACCCUCAGAUACCUUUCCAUGAGACUGAAACCAACUGUUUCCCAAAUUCUUA